UCAGGUUAGAUCGCCCCGCUUGUCAACAUGUCUCGUGGUCUCGACUUCUUCAUUUUGUUUGAGCUGUUUUUGGUGUUUUUAUCAGAAGGUACUCUCUAUGGUCAUUAUGAUGCUCGUUGCCAAUCUAGUUCCCAUGACGGGCAGGACGCCGUGCUUUUGGAGCAGUUCUACAUCAACAAGAAGUUGGAAGCUCAGUACAACAGUACUUUAGGGAAAAUUGUUGGAUACACAAAGAAAGCUAAAGAACUGGCUGAUCUGCUUAACAAAUCGCCCAAUUAUCUACAUCAUCAAAUAUGGAAAGCUAAUCUUUGCAAAAAAAACACCCCCCUAGCAUACGAAGGCCUACUGACACCAGUGGAGCCCUAUGUGUGGCUAAGGACUGCCCAAGCAGGGAGCAGCAAACAUCCACUCAUACUCAUUUGCAGCGCCUAUGACUUUUACCCCAAAAUGAUCAGGGUUUCAUGGUUGAGAGAUGGAGAAGAGGUGAAAACGUACGUGACAUCCACAGAAGAGCUGCCCAACGGGAACUGGCUCUACCAGAUGCACUCCUAUCUGGAGCUCACACCAAAACCCGGAGAGAAAAUCAGCUGCAUGGUGGAGCAUGCCAGCCUCAUGGAGCCCAAGCUUUACCACUGGGAGCCAAAGCUCGACUUCAAGAUGAAUGAGAUUGCUGUGGGCUCCGCCGGGCUGAUACUGGGUCUGUUGUUCUCAGUUAGUGGGUUUAUCUACUACAAGAAGAAAACAAUUGAGCGAGUGGCGGUGCCAACAACAGAGACUUUGUCCAUGCUCAUUCGACUGAGGCAAAAAGUCUAUGUACUAAGUGAACAGAACAUACGGAAGCUGGAAAUUGCCCAUGACAUUACUUAUACCGUGGGCUGCUUUGACAACAGCUCAACCGAGGUGCAGUUAGAGUUCGACUCUGAGGAACUGUUUCAUGUGGAUUUUAAAAAAGGAGAGGUGGAAUACACCGGACCUGCCUUCCUUGAGGUUGACCUGAAAGAGUUAUUCAAGAAUCUCAAUGUAUAUAAUAAUGCCCUGAAAAACAAGAAAGCGUGCUCAGCAGUUCUGGCAUACUGCACAUUGGACGCCAAACAUUUACCAGAGGAGAGAGACCCUCCUGAGAACAUCAUUUACACCGCAGAAGAAAUCAAGCUGGGGGUAGAAAACACCCUUAUCUGCUUUGUGAACCAUUUCUACCCACCUUUCAUCGAAGUCAGCUGGACCAAAAAUGGAGUUCCAGUAACAGAGGGGGUUUCAACCAGUCAAUAUUAUCCCAAUCAAGACCAAACGUUCCACCAGUUCUCCACCCUGAGGUUCACUCCAAGCGAGACGGACACCUACAGCUGCACUGUGGAACAUGUGGCCUUGGAGAGUCCUAAGACCAGAAUCUGGGAAGCUGAUUUCAGCCAUCAAAGCAGUGAAAAGGAUGUUUUCUUUGGAGUGGCUCUGUGUCUUGGCUUGUUGGGCUGUGUAGCUGGAAUAUAUUUAAUGGUCAGAGUUAGACAGAGACAUGCCUUCUAUGUUUAUGGUUUGCUUCGCUGCCAGUUCACAUCCACCCAGGACCUGCUGUAUCUGGAGCAAAUCUACUUUAACAAGGUCCUCCUGCUGCAGUUCAACAGCACUCUGGGAGAGUACAGGGGCUACACUAAGAAAGCAAAGGACGUUGCAGACGGUCUCAACAAAAGCAAAAGAUUUCGGGAGCAAGCCAUGAAGAACCGAGAGAAAUGCCGAGCCUACCAACCCCAGGCAUUUGGGCUGCUUUCAGAACCAGUUGAGCCAUCCGUGAAACUGACUUCAGUGGAGGUUCCGGGCAACAAACAUCGAAGCUUGCUCAUUUGCAGUGCUUACGACUUUUACCCCAAACCGAUCAAACUGUCAUGGUUGAGGAAUGGGAAGGAGGUAACAACUGAAGUGACAUCCACUGAGGAGCUGCCCGAUGGAAACUGGCUGUACCAGGUUCACUCCCAUCUGGAGUUCACGCCCAAUUCCAAAGAUAAAAUAACAUGUCAGGUGGAGCAUGCCAGCCUCAUGGAGCCAAAGCUUUAUAACUGGGAGCCGACGCCCAAGACGAAGUUUAAUAAGGUCAUUGUUGGGACCAUGGUGCUCGUGUUAGGCGUGGUUUUUUUUCUUGCUGGAUUGGUUUUAUACAAGAGAACCACCUCU
Menidia menidia (Atlantic silverside) is the source of this 2163-nucleotide messenger RNA. Lineage: Eukaryota; Metazoa; Chordata; Actinopteri; Atheriniformes; Atherinopsidae. The record is from the annotation of a GenBank genome assembly.